Messenger RNA from Penicillium manginii, 1527 nucleotides. RefSeq names its product cytochrome P450. Gene Ontology annotation, molecular function: oxidoreductase activity, acting on paired donors, with incorporation or reduction of molecular oxygen; iron ion binding; heme binding. The record is from RefSeq and is a predicted model, not a curated record. NCBI's taxonomy places the organism in Eukaryota, Fungi, Ascomycota, Eurotiomycetes, Eurotiales, Aspergillaceae. The transcript is spliced from 4 exons. Bases 1 to 1527 code for a protein of 508 amino acids.
AUGCUUCGCUUCGAUUAUUCGAGCAGGUACUUAGAGGGCUUGAAUCCGAGGGAUCUCCUGUUGCUCAUUUCAAGUACCAUCCUUGUGCUCUGGGUAUUCUACAAAAUUGAAAUCCACCCACGUUUCAUUAGCCCACUGCGACAUCUCCCCGCUCCAAAGGGAGGAUACCCGUUCAUCGGAUACGGCUUAAUCCGGUUUAAGAAGCCCAUCGGACCCGACUACCUCAAGUUCAUGGACGAGAUCCCCAACGAUGGUCUCAUCCGCUACCGGGGAUUCUUUAACCGCAACAACAUCCUCUUAACAAGCCCCAAGGCCUUGUCAGAAGUUCUUGCUAAAAGGCCGUACGACUUUGAAAAACCUCCUGGUGAUCGUGCAUUCAUGCGACGUGUGCUUGGGGAUGGCUUGGUCACGUCUGAAGGGGACAUUCAUAAAUUCCAACGCAAGCGCCUUCUGCCCAUGUUCAAUUUCCGAAACAUCAAGGCUUUAUACCCGGUAUUUUUGAAGAAAUCUGCGCGAUUGGUACAAGAGAUUGAAAAGAGUGAUCCAGCUAUGGAUAGUGUUAUAGACAUUAACUCAUGGGCUACGAAAGUCACUCUUGACAUUAUCGGAAUUGCAGGUAUAGGUCGUGAUUUCGAUACCUUGAGCGAUACUGGAGACAGCCUCGCUAAAACAUACGACCACGUUCUGGAACCUUCAUUCGAGAAAUUACUCAUUUUAUCAAUGAUGAAUCUUGGACUGGACUGGCUAAUCAGAUUCAUCCCCGGAAAUAUUGACAAAAAAUUCACCAAGGGCACUGACAGUCUCCGAGAAAUAUGCUACCAAUUUAUCCGCGAAAAGCGAGAAAGCCAAAAGGGUUCGAGAGAAGAAACGACGGAUAUUUUGUCCAAGUUAAUGGACACCAACGAGUUCUCCGAUGAAGAGCUUGUCGAUCAGCUUCUGACUUUCAUCGCCGCCGGUCACGAAACUACAUCCUCUACCUUGACCUGGUUGGUAUACGUUCUCGCCUCCGAUAAAGAAUUGCAAUCGAGCCUGCGCAGAGAAAUACAAAACUGUUUCCCGGAGGAUCUUUUGAAAAACGAGAACGGAGACGUUCAAGUUGGCGCUGUAUUGGAAUCAUUGCCACUUCUCAAUGGCAUUUGCAACGAGACGAUGCGUCUAUACCCGACAGUACCCUUGAGUAUGCGAACUCCGAACAAAGAUACCACCAUUCUCGGCCACUCGGUUCCAAAGGGUACUGAGCCUGAGAGGUGGAUUGAUGCUGACACGGGCAAACCGAACAACACCGGAGGAGCAAUUAGUAAUUACGCAGUCAUGACCUUUUUGCAGGGCGUGCACAUGUGUAUUGGACAGAGUUUUGCAAAGGCAGAGUUACGGGCGCUUGUUGUUACUCUGGUCCGUGCCUUCGAGAUUGGGCUGGCCUAUCCGGAAAGACCAGUUAUCCCGGCCGGUAUCAUUACAACGAAGCCGGAAGGUGGAAUGUGGAUUAAGCUGAAGCGAGUUGAAGAAUGCUUCUACGCACAAGACUAG